AUGAGCGAGAUAAAAUUGUUUCUGAAUGAAGGUUUCAGCAUAAAAGAUCUUGGAAAUCUUAAGUAUUUUUUGGGGAUGAAGGUCGCUCGAACGGAAGAAGGUAUGGUACUUAGUCAAAGGAAGUACACUCUUGACAUUGUUGAAGAUGCUGGUAUGCUUGGAUGUCGGCCGAGUCCGAUACCUAUGGAACAAAAUCUAAAGUUGGAAGUAGGAAAGGAGGAAGAUCGGUUUGAUCCAAGUCAUUAUCGGCGACUUAUCAGGAGGUUGCUCUAUCUCCAUGCCACACGUCCCGAUAUUGCCCAUUCAGUUAGUAUCCUAAGCCAGUUUGUGGCGGAUCCUCGUACAAGUCAUCUUGAAGCCGCUACAAGGGUCGUUAGAUAUUUGAAGGUAACCGCUGGGCAAGGCAUCCUAUUGCCGAAGACAGGGGAAACAAUCUCGUGGCCUAUACCGAUUCCGACUGGCUAG
Messenger RNA from Helianthus annuus (common sunflower), 465 nucleotides. RefSeq lists its product as uncharacterized. Lineage: Eukaryota; Viridiplantae; Streptophyta; Magnoliopsida; Asterales; Asteraceae. The coding region runs from base 1 to 465 and encodes 154 amino acids. The transcript has a single exon. The record is from RefSeq and is a predicted model, not a curated record.